GUCAAAGAAGUCCAUGUGAAAUCUGUAAAGCAACCUUUCUAGUUUGUUUUGCUUCUCUCUAGCUAAGUCUAUAAAUAUGUACAACCUCUUUCUUUACUUUUUAAAAACCCAUAAACCCAUUUAAUAGAUCUUAAAACAAAAAAACAACAAUUCUACCUUUCUUUCAAAACCACCAAUCUCUUUUAAUCCUCUGUUUCAAUCUCCUUUUGAUCAAUCAUCAAACACAAUUGUUAGGGUUUCUUUUGUUUUUUGCUUAUACUUCAAGAAACGUCAAGUUUAAAAAAAAAAUGGAAGAAAGCAAUGAUCUUUAUCAGACAAAUUUCAGCCCUAGAAUCUCAGAGAUCAGAGCAUCUCUGUCUCAGAUCAUAUUAGGAGGAGGACCAAACACACUCGACUCCAUCUUCUCACUUCUCACACCUUCUUCCUCUGUAGAAUCCGCCACAACAUCAUUCAACACUCUCAAUCCUCCGCCACCGCCGCAGCUCGGCUCCUCCGUCUAUCUCCGGCAACGAGACAUCAUCGAGAAAUUCCACCUUCAAAACAGAGCAAUCUCCGCUCCUCCUCCUCCUCUGUUUUCCUCAUCGUUCGAUCAUCAUCAAACUUCCGAGCUAAUGCUCCAAGCGGCGGCCGGGACUCCAGCGGAAGCUUUCGCCGCUGCGUUAGCGGCUGGGAGGACGACGAAAAAGAAGAAACUUUACAGAGGAGUGAGGCAGAGACACUGGGGGAAAUGGGUUGCGGAGAUAAGAUUGCCGCAAAACAGAAUGAGGGUUUGGUUAGGAACUUACGACACGGCCGAAGCCGCCGCUUACGCUUACGAUCGCGCCGCCUAUAAGCUCCGUGGAGAAUACGCUCGUCUCAAUUUCCCAAAUCUCAAAGACCCGAGUGAGCUGCUCGGACUCGGAGACUCCUCCAAGCUUAUAGCUCUCAAGAACGCCGUCGACGGGAAGAUCCAAUCCAUUUGCCAGAGAGUCAGAAAAGAGAGAGCAAAAAAGAGCGCCAAAGUGAGCAAAAACUCGUCGGCGACUGCAGAUUCUUCAUAUUCUUCAUCACCGGAGAUUAUAUCAUCGUCUCCGGCGACGAUGACUACGACCGCGGUUAACUCAGAGGACAGUUACUGGGUUUCGCAGAUGAGGUUGUGCAACAGUGAGAAUAGUUCUCCGGCAUCGGUUUCGGUUUCCGAUGAAAUUCCGGCAACGACGGCGACGGCGGCGGAGGAUGAAGACGCGAUGAUGGGAGUGGACACUGAUGGGUUUUUACUAGCGAGGAUGCCAUCGUUCGAUCCAGAGCUUAUUUGGGAAGUUCUCGCCAAUUAAACCGAUACACGAAACUGUUAAUUUUUGAUCAAAACUGCAACAAACAAACAACAAGAAGAGCAAAACACUUUGGGAUUAGGGAAAAAAAAAAUGAUGAGAAAAAUUAGGGUUUUAGGCGUGAAUUUUAGGGUUUUCAAGUUGUUAAAAUCGUUUGAAAGUUGUUAAAUAUACGUAAUUAGGGUAAAAUCUGAAGCCUCGUGGUUUUUGAAAGAGGUUGUGAAAGCUCCUUUUUUUUUUUGAAUUUCUAUUUUGAUCAUUAAGGACUUUCCUAUUCUGAUUGUACUUAGAACAGUUUAUAUGUUACAGUUUUAUUUUUAAUAAAAUUAUUAAGAUUGGGUAAAAGCUUCUAGAGAGAUUUUUAAACACAGGUG
Messenger RNA from Camelina sativa (false flax), 1684 nucleotides. NCBI's taxonomy places the organism in Eukaryota, Viridiplantae, Streptophyta, Magnoliopsida, Brassicales, Brassicaceae. The record is from RefSeq and is a predicted model, not a curated record.